Gossypium raimondii (Peruvian cotton) is the source of this 950-nucleotide messenger RNA. RefSeq lists its product as uncharacterized. The coding region runs from base 92 to 640 and encodes 182 amino acids. The transcript is spliced from 2 exons. The record is from RefSeq and is a predicted model, not a curated record. NCBI's taxonomy places the organism in Eukaryota, Viridiplantae, Streptophyta, Magnoliopsida, Malvales, Malvaceae.
GAGAAAGCACUGCCAUUCAAAGUUUUGGAUAAGAUAAUCAAGUUAUAAGAACAUUGAACAUUGCUUGGUGGAAAGGAACCUGACAGAAACAAUGAAGAGUACACUCUCACUAGAAACCCAGCACUUUUAUCUUCCAAAGCUUUCUUCAUGGGAUUCAAUAUCGCCAACAAUCCUCCCUACAAUCAUCAAAACCCAGAAACAAAACCAACCCUUGUCAACAUGGAAACUUCAAGCCAAUGCCAAAGGAUUUUCCAGCACACCACAGGCUACCGUGAAAGAAAACACUGCCAAAAAAAGCUCAAAUAACAACAACAAGAAGAACGAGGACGAGGAAAUUCCCCAGGUAGUGUUUGAGAGGAUGAUAGCAAGGAUUUUGGUAUCUGUGGGAGUUCCAAUGGCCACGGGUCUGGCUUUACUGCACCUAUUUGGUGUAGCGAAAGAGCAAAACUUAUGGGAUGCGCCGUUGUGGCUGCCAUUCUUGACUACAUUAAUUACUUUUGGGGCAUCAACGCUUGGGAUUGCUUAUGGGACUUUGUCUGCGAGUUGGGACCCAAAGAAGAAGGGUUCUUUGCUGGGACUGGAAGAAGCUCAACGCAAUUGGGUUGAAAUGUGGAAAGAAGAAAAUAAUGGGCAGUGGUGAUUGGUGCUUUGCUCAUCACACAUUAGAUCAACAUCAAGCCGAUUGCCUCUAGUAGUACUUCUCCAUUACGACAUCAAGUAUGUUCCUUGCUUUGUGCUGUUGGACAAAAACGGAUUGGCACUGGCAAAGACCGGUAUCCCAAGUAGUCGACUCCAUGUAAUCGCAGGCCUCUCUCAUCUUCUCAAGAUAAAGCGUCCUACAUCCGAUGGGUAGCUCUUGCCCGCAUCAAUGAAAGUAUUUUUAGUCUCGUAUUUACAGUGCCUUAGUCCUUUACAUGAAGAGUUAGAAACCAACAUGUUAACUACUGUUA